AUGUCUUUGAGAGCCGCGUUUGGGCUUCCGGGACUUGUCCGAGGCAUUGUCAGAAAUUAUCAAUUGAGCAGUACCAGCCGGAAGACGAUACCGGUAUACCCUGCUGUGGAAGAAGCAUGUCAAUGCAACCUACUGAAACGACUUUCCGAAAAAGACAUGAAUGAGACGUUGGACCCGCAGAAAUGGAGACGAGACCUGAUCUCGCCUCAUAAUAAGGACCGUCUGCGUGCGGGAGACGUUGUUCGAGUGGCAUACAACGCGCAAAAGUGCAAUUACGACAAUUUGAUGGGGUAUGUGUUGUCCGUGGACCGGAAGGAGCUGACGCAAGAUGCGUCAAUUUUACUAAGAAACCAGUAUGCGAAAACAUUUGUGGAAGUGCGAGUGCCGGUUUUCUCGCCGCUGAUCGAAAGAAUCGAUUUGAUCAGACGUGCAGACAAACGCAGACAGAGAAGUAAGCACUACUACAUCAGAAACACCCGUCUGGACGUGGGAGACCUGGAGGCCGGUAUGCGCAAGCGGCGGUGA
Messenger RNA from Lachancea meyersii CBS 8951, 525 nucleotides. The record is from the annotation of a GenBank genome assembly. NCBI's taxonomy places the organism in Eukaryota, Fungi, Ascomycota, Saccharomycetes, Saccharomycetales, Saccharomycetaceae.